Messenger RNA from Astrephomene gubernaculifera, 2418 nucleotides. The record is from the annotation of a GenBank genome assembly. NCBI's taxonomy places the organism in Eukaryota, Viridiplantae, Chlorophyta, Chlorophyceae, Chlamydomonadales, Astrephomenaceae.
AAAUUGCAACACAAGGUAGUUCAGGCAACACCCUAUACUCAACAAGAUACCUCCCUGCCCAGGCAUCUACAUUUAUUCGCCUGCGCGGACCACCAGAACGAAAUUUGGCUGACGAGCGAGACGAAUCGAAGGGUCGCUCGCCAGCAUCGCUUUACUCUACUUCCCUCUGCUUCUCUUGGCUUUCCAUGUAUGUUUUACUCCCUUAAAACACUAUUGUUUUACUAUGUUGAUUACUAAAUCCUACAAACAGAACAAGCAUUAUCCUACAAAAGUGAUAAACCAGUAUCCGUCGAAAAGCCAGUCUAGCCGCAACGGGUGGCCUGAUGGAGCCCCGCGGAAAAGCUCCUUGCCCGGUCAACCGCCAGCGGCAGCAGCAACACCUCCACGUUCACAUUGCGGACGAUGUGCUCCGCAAACUUGAUGUCAAGGCUCAGGACCUCUUCUUUGACAAGCUUCGGAGCCUGGGUUGUCUAGGUGCGGCCCGCGGUGCUUGUCGCGGCCUGCGGGACGUGGUCGAUGGCAGUCUGCGCGAAACGCUCCUGACCGUCGGGCCUUCGAAGGAGAUAAGGGAGAAGAAGAAGAACGAUGCGGUAACUGCUGCGGCAGCUCCCUUCAGCGCGCUCAGCAAGCUCAUGUUGAUCCGCUGGCCCCGCUGCAAGGUGGACCUCAACUGGGUCCUGCGCGACACAGACACAGACCAGGCCAAUUAUUAUAACACACACACAGGCACAGACACAGACUCGGCAGGCGAAGAAGAAGGCCUUUCUGCCCGCGAACAGGUUGCCUCCCUGGCGCUCGAGGUAUCGGUACGACAACGCAUCAGCCGCCUCACAUUCAGCCAGCAGGUGGCGGCUGGAGUCAGGGGCAUCGCCGACCUGGGUGACAACAACGUCGCGUUGCCUGAAGAAGUGCCUGCGGUCGUGGGGGCGCUUGUACCGCAACUGCCUGCUCUACGGGAACUGGAUCUCAGUGGGUUGCCCGAAUCGUACGAUUACACUCGGCUGUACGGCACCCUAGCAGGCUGUGCUCCGCCCCAACUGGAGCGGUUGGUGCUGCCGGGCCUGCGUGCGCUCGCGGGUUUGGAGGCGCUUGGCAGGGCAGCCGCGGCAUCGGCUGGGGAUGACAAGGGUAGCAGCAGCAGCAGCAGCAGUGGGGUGGGUAGUGGCUGCGGUGGCCGCGGCGGUGGCAGCAACGAGGGUUGCGGUCUGGCAUGCCUGGUGGUGCGGGAGGUUGUGUAUCAGCACAGGGAAGGAGUGUCGGGAACGCAGGCGGCUGUUCUGGGGGAGGCGCAGCUAGCGGGGGCGGUUGCCAGGGCCAUCUGCUCCCUGUCACACUUGCGGACGCUGCGGGAGCUCCACCUGGAGGGCUGCAGGCUGCAGUACGGCGGCCAUGCAGCAGGACCCGCCGGGCAGGCCGGCAACAUGGACGGCCCUUCCUUCUGCGCCCUGAAGGUCCUGGUCCCCAACCUGCCCCCUUCCCUGCAGCUGCUGAGGCUGCGGGAGUGCUGGGUGCGAUGGUCGAGACGGUCGCCUUGCUCGCUAGUGGACGCCUGCGUGCGUUACGGCACCAGCAACGCCAGCGGCUGUGUUACCAGCGUUGAAGUAGCGGGGUUGCAAGCCAAGUCGCUGGGGUUGCUGGGGAAGUCGUGCGGGGAUCGGUUCGGCCUGCUGCCGUGUCUCCUGCUGGAACGUCAAGAACAGCAGCAGCAGCGGUUGCAGUUGCGAAGGGAGCUGCCGCUGCUGACUGUGAAUACGGAGGAGUUGCACAUCGGUCAAGGCUGUGCGUCGCGCCUUCGAGGGAUCCAGCAGUGCUUUGCGCGGGUGCGACCCAUGGGUCAUAGCUGGUAUGUGGACGCGGGCGCCUCAUAUGAGGAUGUGGCUAUGGCGGUGGAGGUGUGCGGGGGGCCGCCGGAAUGGCUGCGCCUGCGGCUGUGGCCAUUCGGGAAUGACCUUGGCCUUCGCGUGGCAAGGGAGGGGAGCAAGCAGCAGGGUCGGCAGCAGGAGGAGGAGCGGCAGGAGCAGCUGCGGCGGCAACGGCAUCGCCAGCAGCGAUCCGUAGCUUCUGGAACAGCAGCCGUAUGGUUGGCAAGAGCUCUUUUGGGUGAAGGUAGAAGGUGGCAGCAGCAGCAGCAAGCGGAUGAUGCGGCAGAGGAGGAGGGGCAGCAGGAGGAGGCGCCGACAGUACGGCAGCUAGCGGAGCUCGCCCUAGCGCGCUUGACGGGCCCUGCGGUGGAGAGGGCCUUACUGAGGGGCGAUGCGGUCUCGGCCUGGCAGGAUGCAUGUAGUUCAAGAGGUGUGGGACGCAGCUGCCUCACAGGCUGCCUCCGCAGCUGCCUCCGCAGCAGCCGCAGCAGGAACAAGACCCGGAACAGGAGGAGGAGGCGGCUGCAGCGGACAGCAGCAGCAGCAGGGGGCGGGG